AUGGCGCUCAGGCUCUCCCUCGCCUCGCCAGCAGCUGCACCCGCGGCCGCCACAUGCCGCUGCAGCAGCGCAAGCUUCCUCCGGCCUCACCGGAGCAGGAGGCCGCGCGGCUGCGUGGUGGCGAUGGCCGACCUGCUGGGCGACCUUGGCGCGCGCGACCCCUUUCCGGAGGAGAUCGAGAGCCAGUUUGGGGAGAAGGUGCUGGGCAACGUGGACACGCUCCACCAGAUCCUCAUCCCCACCCUCUCCGCGCUCUCCCUGGCAAGCCUGCCUCUGCAGCCCAACGCGGAGCCGCUCUCCCUCGACGACGCGCGCAGGCUCCUCUUCAAGGUCGUCGGCUGGAGGCUGGUCCUCUCCGACGGCGAAGGCGACGAGCAGCGGCCCGUGCGGCUGCAGUGCGUCUGGAAGGUGCGCGACGAGCACUGCGGCCAGGAGCUCAUCGCCAGGAUCAACGCCGCGCUCGACGGCGCCGACCACGCCCCGGCGGCCCUGGUGUUCGAGGCCCCCAACCAGGUGACAGCCGAGCUCUCCACGCCCUCUGCCGCGGGCGACAGCCUCACCGUCAACGACUACAUCGUCGCCGCCAGGAUAGAUAAAGUCAAGACGCUCGAUCUUAUCCCAAAGAAGCGAGCGUGGGCAUAA
Miscanthus lutarioriparius is the source of this 642-nucleotide messenger RNA. Lineage: Eukaryota; Viridiplantae; Streptophyta; Magnoliopsida; Poales; Poaceae. The record is from the annotation of a GenBank genome assembly.